Epinephelus fuscoguttatus (brown-marbled grouper) is the source of this 5550-nucleotide messenger RNA. RefSeq names its product acid-sensing (proton-gated) ion channel 2 (gene asic2). Bases 1940 to 3616 code for a protein of 558 amino acids. Gene Ontology annotation, cellular component: membrane. Gene Ontology annotation, molecular function: ligand-gated sodium channel activity. The record is from RefSeq and is a predicted model, not a curated record. The transcript is spliced from 10 exons. NCBI's taxonomy places the organism in Eukaryota, Metazoa, Chordata, Actinopteri, Perciformes, Serranidae. Gene Ontology annotation, biological process: sodium ion transmembrane transport.
AAUAUAUAUUUUAUUCUCCCUUUUAUUUUCAUACACUGUCAAACAAAAAAAAAAAAUGGAAAAAAAAAAUUAAAAUGCAGUCAGAUUGGCUGAAAGUACAGUGGAGAGCUCAUGUCGAGCAGCUCUCCUCAGCUGCACACAAACCUUCACAUGCAUGCAGCCAGCAGUCGCUCAUUGCGCCGUAGCUGUGUCUCAGCAGCAGCAGCAGACAAACAGAGGGGGGCGAAGGACAGCGCGAGUUAGCACAGAGAGAGACAGGCGCUCUCAUCAGUGACGAGCUCACCGGCUGCGUGGACAGAGCUGUGGCGCAGGAGGAGGAAGAGGAGGAGGAGAAGAGGUGCAACGGGAGGACAAGCUGCCUGAAAACGGGAGCAAAAAAAAAAAAAAAAAAAAGAGGAGCAAAGCGCGAGAGACAACGAGAGGGAGUGUGGAGAGAGAGAGAUCAGUGAGGGGAGAGAAGUCAGUCGGAGCAAGGGAGAGGAAGCAGGCUGGAUGAAGCUGACAAGGACACAGAGGGAGGAAAGUGCACACAGGAGCCGUCCCUGACGACGCGGAGAAGUGAGGGAGUGCGUGCGCAAAGUGGAAAAGAAGAAGACGAGGAGGAGGAGGAGGAAGAGGAGGAGGAGGAGGAGGAGAGGAAUCCUGACAGGAGGUCGAGCUUACGGGGCUUGACUGACACGGGAGCGAAGCGGAGGAGGAGGAGCGUGAGGGCAAGUUGAUGGAUUUGAUUUGGGGAGAGUAUUUUUAGAAGGAGGAGCGCAGACAUGAGAGGAAUAUUGAGAUUAGAGAUGCUGUCUUUGAGUGGGGCUGAAAGAACUAGGGAGGGAAGAGAAGAAGAAGAAGAAGAAGAGAGAGUGAGAGGAGACAGAAAAAAGGGGGAGAGAUGUUGAGAUCAGAGUGUGACAGAACAGAUUAUCUCUGGUCUGGUUUCCCGCAGGAAACCGCUGUGAGUGUAUGUCCGUGUGCACGCAUGAGUGCGUCCCUCUCCAUGUGAAAGUGUGUUGUAGCAUGUUUCUCACUGUGACUGUGGCGCUGAGGAGCGGGUCCGCUUACAGGAUGGAGCUACCCAGUGGUUACCCGCAGGACUUAAUAACACUGGUUAAAGCCAAGUGGGGGCAAGAGACAAGGAACAGAUCAGUGACAUCACGAGGAAGUCAAGGCAUCUGAAGUGAGACCGCAAAGUGGGACAGAAAACAAAUGAGCGCGGGAGACUUUUGUGAAUUCAAUUAAAGCUCGUACUUAAUAGUGACAAGGAACUGAUUGCCGCCUCUGGCUCCUGAACGCCUCCGCAAGCCAGCGAAGCCAAAAACACACACAGACAUACACACACACACGUAACUCAGAGGAAGAGAAACCACAGCGCUGGAACAAGGCAAGCUCUCCUCUAACAGACUGCACCACACCAACCAAUUCCCUCUGCUGUCUUCUCAUUAUUUUAAUUACCUUCCCUUCUUUCAUUUGUUUUUUUUUUUUGUCCUCUCUGCUUAGCCCUUGGUAUUUUGUAUUCCAUCCUCCUCUCUCCCUCUCCCUUCCCCUCCCUCUUCCUCUUGCCUUCGCUCUCUCUCUGUCUCAUCGUCUCUUGUUCACUGUCACACUAACUGCGGUGGAUGCUGGAGUCACUCAUGUAGAAGCCACCUUGCUUGGAGCACAUUUGCCUAGCUGAUUUUUUUUUUUCAUUCUUCCCCUGCUGAGUUGGAUGAUUGGAGCACUCUCUGAUCGAGAGACCAGGAGAGAUGACCAACAAGUUGCUGCUGCUGAGGUAACCACAGCUCCGCCAGGAGAAGACGACUUCAAAACACAUUGAUUUCCUCCGGGGGAACUUGUGGGUGCGUCUGCAUAUAGUGUGUUUACGGUGCAAGACUGCAUGGGCCAUUAGUAUUUGUAAGGCCAAACACAUAUCCAGGUGUGGAUUACAGUAGUGGAUUUAUCCUGGAGCUACAUGUGGGCCCCAGCCCCUGAGGCCUGGCUGGGAAAUGAAGCCUUUCCCGCGGCUGUAGGAGCGCUGUGGGCAGCUAUGGCCCUGGAGGGGCGCUGUCUCCGGCGGGGAUCCCCGGCAAUGAUCAGAAAGGGUCGUCAGCGGCGUCCUACAAAGCCAACUCUGGCUCGGGUCACUUCCACUCUGCUAUCAAGGACACGCCUGCAUGGCCUGAGGCAUGUUUGCGUCCCUGGUGGCUCUGUGGGCCGCAGGGCCUUCUGGCUACUGGCCCUUUGCACCUCCCUGGGGCUGCUUUUAUCCUGGUCCUCCAACCGCCUACUGCACUGGCUUUCUUUCCCCACAUACACACGUGUCCACACAGAGUGGGCCAAAGAACUGGCCUUCCCCGCAGUCACUAUUUGCAACAACAACCCUAUCCGUCUCUACAAGCUCACCAAAAGCGACCUGUAUUUCGCCGGCCACUGGUUGGGCCUGCUACUGGCUAACCGGACGAUGAGGCCCAUGGUUCUGGACUUGCUUCAAGAGGACCGUCGGGCCUGGUUCAGGAAGCUGUCGGACUUCAGGCUCUUUCUGCCACCCAGAAACUUUGAGGGAACCAAUCUGGAGUUUAUGGACAGACUGAGCCACCAACUGGAUGACAUGCUCCUCUCAUGCAAAUACAAAGGAGAGCCAUGCGGCGCUCACAACUUCUCCUCUGUGUUCACCAGGUAUGGGAAGUGCUACAUGUUCAACGGCGCAGAGGAGGGGAAGACGCUCCGCACCACCAUGAAGGGCGGGACGGGAAACGGCCUGGAGAUCAUGCUGGACAUCCAGCAGGACGAGUACCUGCCAGUGUGGGGGGACACAGAGGAUACAGCCUUUGAGGCAGGUGUGCGGGUGCAGAUCCACAGUCAGGCAGAGCCCCCGUUCGUACACGAGCUGGGAUUUGGCGUGGCCCCCGGCUUCCAGACUUUUGUAGCCACGCAGGAGCAGAGGCUGACCUACCUGCCUCCCCCGUGGGGAGAGUGCGAGUCAAAGGCUCUGGAGUCGGGCUUUUUCCAGGUCUACAGUGUAACCGCCUGCAGGAUCGACUGUGAAACACGUUACAUCGUGGAGAACUGCAACUGCAGGAUGGUGCACAUGCCCGGUGAUGCUUCUUACUGCACGCCUGAGCAGUACAAAGACUGCGCUGAGCCUGCCCUCGCUAAACUGUCGGCUGUGGAGAGCAAUAACUGCAUGUGCAGGACGCCGUGCAACAUGACCCGCUACAACAAGGAGCUGUCAAUGGUCAAAAUCCCCAGCAAGACUUCGGCCCGCUACCUGCAGAAGAAGUUCAACAAGUCAGAGAAGUACAUCACAGACAACAUCUUGGUGUUGGACGUGUUCUUUGAGGCUUUGAACUACGAGACCAUCGAGCAAAAGAAAGCUUACGAGGUGGCAGGCUUGCUGGGUGAUAUUGGAGGCCAGAUGGGUCUGUUCAUUGGAGCCAGCAUCCUCACCAUCCUAGAGCUGUUUGACUAUGCUUAUGAGGUGGUGAAGGACAGACUACUGGAUUUACUGAGCAGAGAAGAGGAGGAAGAGAGUCAUGGAGAGGAUGUGAGUUCGUGUGACCCCGUGGCCAACCACUCGGAGUCCAUCAGCCACACUGUGACAGUUCCCCUGCAGACAACGCUGGGCACCCUGGAGGAGAUUGCCUGCUGAGGCCCUCCCCCACCUGCCCCUCAGAGCCACACACAUCCAGAGGCUGCCUCCGCCGGGUGGCGCCACAUCCUCUGUUAGGGCAUCCUGCAGGACCCUAACAGGGGAGGGGAGGAGACGAGGACAAGAACAGGGAUUGGCCUGCGGACAGCGCUGCGCUCUGUCACACCGCCCCGUCUGAGGCACUAAUGGGGAUUAAGGAGCUGUCGGCUGGACUUAUCGGCCCUCUCUGUCACCCUGCACUGUACUGUGGUGGGAGCGUGGCCUCCGCUGUGCCAGACCUGCAGUGGGGUCUGUGUCUCCACAUACAUGCACACAGAAAACCAGAGACUGGGUGGGACAUCUACCUUUGAAGGGGGCUCACCCCUGUGCAGCAUAUCUAUAUAACAAACACAUUCAUACGUCGCUCACUGCCAAAUGAACUGUACAAAAUUGGUUUUGAACUGCAUGCGUCGAUCUAUCUUGCUCUCUUUGCUGAUGCAUACGCUGGACUGCAGUGUUGCUUUACUGUACAUGUGUGCCAUUUGUCUCUCUCUAUCUGCAGGACAGGCCUGUGACAAGGGCCCAGUUGAGAUAUUAAACUUCGAAUGUACAGAUUGAACAUAUGGUUGUUUAAAAUCAUAGUUCAGAUGAGACCAAUCUUUCGAAAACCUAUUCUAAUGAGCAACUUAGCAUAUUUUAGGUUAUUAUCUUGAAGGGGAAGGAGGUUGGUGAUGUAUGCACAUUACUGAGGUACAAAACAACACCUUAGUUCACUGACAAAAGAGUGAAAUCUGAACAUUUUGCAGCCUGCAUUUUGCAUUUUUUUUUCUCCUGUCAGUUUCAGUUUAGUCAGUUUACUAAAAGGCAUGUUUGCUACAUGACUCCCGGGGUGUUAAGCUGUUCCCCACAGACAUCUUUAAAGGGAUGUCAUACUCCUACUGUUAAUUUAUAUGAAUAAAUGACUGGCUUCUGGCUGCCGCACCUCACCACAGCGCCCAGCUACUUGAGGUAGAAUCUGAAUUUAUUUGCCUGCCAGACGAAAAGCAAGCCGUGCACAAAACACUGCAACAAACGAAUAUGCCCAGAGUCAUGUUAAACCAUUAUUUCAUUAAGAGAAUGCCAGAUAUUUCAGACAGCUAUUGCCACUUUAUGGAGGGUGGCAUCAUUUUGUCCUUCACAAAAAAAGAGAUAAACAGGCUUGACUAUUUUAAACAAUUUUCAUGAUUAUAGAAAUGAUUACAAAAGCACCACGAUGAGGGUUCAGCCAGGGUCUGCUGUGAUACGGUGUAAAUAUCUGAUUUGUUUUGUUGGGUUUUUUCUCAUUAAAACGGGUACCACGCAGACAUGCCUGAAGCAGAUCUAAUCUAUUCAGUAAUACAUCAACUCCAGGUCCAAAAAUGACUUUAUAUUGGCCACAUUUUUUUCAUAAUGUUACUCUCUCGGUAGGUGAGAAUGUCGCCUAAUAGGCAGUAGCAAUUGAGGGUAGUUGAAUGUCAUGCUAAAAACGAGGGACACACUUUGCUCUGAGCACCAGGCUUCCUUUCCGAUACAGGUCUAUCUGAACCUUCAGUGUCCUCAAGCAACAGUUACAUAUAUACAUAUGGCUUUACACCAAAAGCUUGUGUGAGAACGUGGAAGAUUUUAGUGUAUCUGAGUCCAUGAUCAUCCUAGCUUGGUCUCUGUCAUCAUGGUGAUGUACAUUACAGGUAGGAAUGAAUUCAAAUGCUUUGUGAGACUGUUUGAAUUAUGAUUUCCCAUCUGUGGCUCAACCUGCUGUCUGUGUGUGCUAUCUCAUGUCGUGGCUUCAGACGAACACAAAUCCUCAGCCGACCUGCAGGGGUGUGAGAUGAACCUAUCUCGCUUCUCUUGGUGGCAGCAACACUGGCUGAUUCUUCUCUCUACUUUGGCUUAAAUUGUUAUCGCAGGACAGCAUUUUCUCAUUUUGUGAUGCAGCA